UACUGUGAUAAAUGUUUUAAUUUUUAUUUUUCCGUGCACAUGCCAGGGCCCUUAAGCACGCGGAGCACACAAGUCACCCCAACGGUAGAUCCGGGCUCGUGCAUAAAUAUUCUUAGGCAGUCAGUACCAAGUUUUAAAACGCCUGUAUUACCGUAGACUGAAUUAAUUAGAAAGGCUUUAUGGGUUAACAAAUAAAUGCAAUUAACGUAAGAGACCCUAUAGUUUAAGUUCAUUUUAACUUGCGAUGUCUUAACCUUUCGUGUACAUGGUGUCACUCGGCUACAUUUAUAUUUUGCUUCUGUGUGCGUGCUACUUCCUUUCACUUUUCUGUACUCCUGGCCGCGCGCCAGGUCCAGAUUACCGCAUGCGUGAUGGUUUAGGCUACACAGAACAUCGCUCCGCAAGAUAAUGCAUUUACUGCGAUAGAUGGAAACGGAAUAUUCAUUUGAAGCUAGGAUAUCACCAUUAAGCGAAACCAGGUCGCAUAGCUGGAGAAGAGAUAAUGGCUUCAGGGGUAGGAGAAGAUGGGGUUCCCCAACAGAACUUGGACAUGGGCGGGUCUUCGGAUCUGGACUGUGGGCUGCUGUCUCAGAGCCUGCGGUUUGUGGAGAAGCUGGAGGAACAGUAUGUGUGUCCCUGCUGUGCUAGUGUGGUCAUCAACCCCCACCAGGCCAGCUGCGGUCACAUCUUCUGCCUGCGCUGCAUCAGAGUCCUACUGGAAAAUGGUUCAUCUGCAAAGUGCCCCAAAGACAGUGUUUUGAUUAGGUCUAACGAGGUUUUUCAAGAUAAUUGCUGUAAAAGAGAAAUACAGAAUUUAGAAGUAUACUGUACCAACUAUCCAGAUUGCUCAUCCACUGCUCCUGUGUGUCAUCUGCAGGAACAUCUGAAGACAUGUCAGUAUGCAACCAUAAAAUGCCCCAACCAAGGCUGCCCUGAAACCCUGCCCCGCCGAGACCUGAAGGAGCAUUCACACAACCUCUGUGUCCAUCGCAAAGAACCCUGCCCACACUGUCACCAGCGUUACACUAUCGCCCAGAUCAAGGACCAUGAAAACACUGUGUGCCCAGAGGUGAAGGUCCCCUGUCCCAACAAAUGCACCCAGAUAAUACAGAGGCACAGGCUGAAGGAACAUUUCAGUCAAUGUCCUGAGUUGGAGACAGACUGUGUGUACAAGAAAUACGGCUGUUUUGUCAGGGAGAAGAGGGCGAAGGUUCAGGUCCAUGAGGAUGCUGCUCUGAAUGAGCAUCUGCUGCUGGUUUUGGAGAACAACACCAAGCUGGAAAAGCAGAUCCACAGUCUCCAGCAGAGCAUGUCUCUAAGGCAGCUGGAGCUACAAGAGCAGAAGAGCACAGUGAGCAGUCUGGAAAGGGUGGUCCAGGAGGUGACUAAGAGUGACCAGGUGCUCUCCGUUGUGCAGAGGUCUUUGGAGGAGCAGAGGGGCCGGGUCUCCAGCAUUCAGCUCCAGCUGCAGCAGCUUUCCCUGGCCUUUGGCCAGGACUCCGCCCACACUGAGCUGGCUCAGCUCAGGGGCUCUCUGGGCACGCUCAGUCAGCAGGUGUCCGUCGUUGAGGGCCUGAAGGAGCGGCUUGGUGUGCUGGAGGGCAGGUAUCUGCAGCACUCACGGCUGCUGGACAUCCAUGUGGACCAGCUGCAGCGCAACGAGGAACGCUUCCGGGAGCUGGAGUCCACAUCCUACAGUGGGAAACUCAUCUGGAAGAUCCGCGACUACCAGAAGAGGAAGGAGGUGGCCAGCAGAGGCCACGCCCCUCCCAUGUUGAGCUCUGCGUUCUACACCGGACGCAGCGGGUACAAGCUGAGUGCACGGGCGUACCUGAGCGGUGAUGGCACUGGGUUGGGAACACACCUGUCCCUGUACGUGGUCCUGAUGAGAGGCGACUUUGACUCGCUGCUUCCCUGGCCCUUCCGCCAGACUGUCACCCUGACAGUGCUGGACCAGAGCACCGCCAGAAACCACAUGAGUGAAUCCUUCCUGCCGGACCCUGCCAGCAGCAGCUUCUCCCGCCCUGUGUCUGACACAAACGUGGCCUCUGGGUUCCCUUGCUUUGUUUCCCAUGGUAACCUGGAGGCCCCUAAGAAUGCCGCCUAUGUGAAGGAUGACACUCUCUUUAUUAAGAUCAAAGUGGACACCUCGGGGCUGGAAGACCUCUAGUUAGGGCUAGGUUUGAGACCCUGGUGGGGUACAGCCAUUGUAACCCUGAAAAAAGGAUUUAACUUGACCUGCUGAGUAUAUAUGUGUGAGAAUUGAUUCUGUAUGAAUUGGCUUAAUUCCUAAAUGUAAAUGUCUUCACUACUGAAGCUGCUCUAUUGGAAGGUAAGCAAGUAACCUUGCUGCAUAUCAUGAUUUAUAUGAUGUGUUCUGCACCAGAUCAGUGGUUUUAGUGCCAACAUAUACAUGGCAUUAAGCAAAAAUUCAUUUUAUUCUGGUACUCAUUAGUAGGAUUAUGUACAUUUCAAAUGUCUUCAUUUUGAGCCAUUCUAUAUUUUGCUUCAGUUUCACAUGCACGCCAGUGUGUUUCUGUCUUUUGAAUUUUUCCUCCAUGCUGCUGGAAGCAAGUGUCUCGCACUUGAGCAUGAACGACACAUUAUGUAGUAGUAAAUACUCAACACAUUUCACCAGUAUUUUAUUGUUGUCACAUUCAUUGUAUGUACAAUUAAUGAAAACUUUAAAAAUAACUUUUUGGCAUCUUCAUUUGUAUCCAUGUUUUGCAUGCUUAUGAAUGUGUCAGGGCAACUAGUGUUGUCUCUGAUCAUGCAUAAUUCUAACCAUGGUUGAGAAUUAUUCAAACCCUAACCUUCAUCCAAAUGGUUCUUGAAAUGAAUUCUUUGAAAUUAAAUGUUCCCUUGAAAAGACAGCAGGCAUGUGAAAAUGAAGCCUAGGGGAAGUGGAUAUAUUUUGUGUUUAAAGCUAAUACACACAAAGAUGAAUAAUAAACAGACUGCUGCCCUAAACAGAUUUCACUCUUUUUGGCUUCAGAGAAUGACCCAGGGGCCCCUACAAUUCUUGGUUACUGCUUAUAUAUUUCUCAUUAUUGUGUUUAAUGAAACUACAUCUGAAAAACCUGUACUGCUUGACUCUGGCUAUAUCUGUCCAAGUUUACAUGAUGGCUUUCACAGACUGAAUUCCUAAAGCGUAAAAAAACAUUUUUGGUAUAUUGUUUUGUAUGCUUACUCAAUCUUUACAGUAAAAACAUGCAAUUAUCAUGCUGUUCUUUUCCCAAAACUUGACAAUUUAGGGGGGUGAAGAAAUUUGAAAGAGCCCAAACUGGUUUUGGUCAGUCCAAUUAACGUGUGUAGUGCAUGAUGGUCUGGUGUGUGAGUGGUGCUAGUCACCGAUAGAAAAUUGGGCACCAUUUAAGGUCUGUGGCCCCAGACCACCACACCCUGCGUGCUGUCCAAGUGGACCCAGGGGGGCUGGAUACUUACCUUGCUAGACUCAAGUGGUUUUUGUUAACACCGCUAGGUAGCCCAACCACCCGAGUCAAGCCUGAGAAGGGUCUACAUCUUGGGGCCUUCUCCAGUCUCCCCCAGCUCAGAUACAAGCGAUAUGUACCAGUCUGGGUUAACCUAGAGAUGGGGGCGAUUAAGGAAUUAAAACAAAACAAUCAGUUGGUAAAGUGACAAUGGUAUGAACUGGGGAAUUACAAUUACAAUCGGGGCCCCGCCAGGAAUAGUCUGUGGCUGCAUAGCUACUAGGACUGGGAUCAAGAGCCCAUGCAGUCAUGAGGAGGGGACAACUAUACCCGCCUAUCAAGAGCCAGCCCAUGUAAAGUGGGGUCACAGCUGAUUGACAGGACCUUGUCCUCCUAAUAGCUGGAAACGGGCCAGAGCAUAUUACUUCCCGACAUCUUUUUAGCCACUGCACACAAUGAUUGAUAAGUUGGACAAGAUGUGGAAAUUAUUCUUCCCUGCUAAAUUAAACGGCUGGGGUAAAAAUGUAAUCUCUGUGAGGCACCCAGUAAGAAUGCAUGAAAACUUCUGUCUCUUCAAUAAAGGUGAAUACAACCUGC
Messenger RNA from Anguilla anguilla (European eel), 4028 nucleotides. It is a transcript of the gene traf5, whose product is annotated as Tnf receptor-associated factor 5. Lineage: Eukaryota; Metazoa; Chordata; Actinopteri; Anguilliformes; Anguillidae. The transcript has 11 exons. The record is from RefSeq and is a predicted model, not a curated record. Gene Ontology annotation, biological process: protein K63-linked ubiquitination; regulation of apoptotic process; positive regulation of JNK cascade. Bases 503 to 2170 code for a protein of 555 amino acids. Gene Ontology annotation, molecular function: zinc ion binding; thioesterase binding. Gene Ontology annotation, cellular component: plasma membrane signaling receptor complex.